GUUGGCCUCCUCCUUGGAAGCCCACAAGAGCUGGUCCAGAAGGAAGGCAGCGGCAGCAGCGUUCUGUAAGGCGAAGGGAGAGGCAGCUUUGACUGAGGGAGGCCAGGACUGCGGCAGGAGCAUUCUACGACGCCUGAAGGAGGAAGAAGAGCACAGCAUUACUUCUUCAGCCAUGAUCAGAUAUUGUACGGAUUAGGAUGGCCAGCUGGAUAUUCAGGUUCUGAAGAGGAAUAAGAAAGCCAGUCUGUUUUGAAUCUUCAAAUAUAGGCAGGAAAAUCUCUUCCCCUUUGUUUUUGUGGAGUGGGCGACUGGGCAUUGCUUUUCCUUUGCUAAAGAAGCCUCAGGUGUAUUCAUACACAUCCUGAAACCUAAAUUGGCUUGCAGUUGUACUUCCAUGGACUAAAAAAUGGAAUGAUGGAUGCUUUAGAUGUUAAUGCACUUUUAUGGUUUCUGCUCCACCAUGCUAAAGAGGACUGAGGAUGCCUCCCUCUUCCUUCCUGUUCACCACCUGCCCUCUUGCUAGGACCUGGAUCCAGAAUGAACAUAGCAGCUGUAUUUAAUGCCUUGCUAGUGUCUAUCCUUGCAGCUGUACUGUGGAAAUAUAUCAAGCUACGCGACCACGUCUUUGUUCUGGAAGAGGAGCUGGUCCUCAGUCACCAGUCCCAGGAACUCUCUCAAGUUCGCAUUGACUACCAUGCUGCUCUUCAAGCCCUGGUGGAAGAUGGCACCAAGAUGGUGUGCACUGGCAGGAUGCACACAGACCGUAUCUGCCGCUUUGAGUCUCUCUGUUACUCUACCGAGGCAGAAGAGUUUGUCUUUUUCCACAGCAACUCUUCUGUUAUGCUCCCUAACUUGGGCUCCCGAAGAUUUCAGCCUGCUCUGCUUGAUCUCUCCUCAGUUGAGGAUCACAACACACAGUAUUUCAACUUUGUUGAAUUGCCGGCUGCAGCACUGAAGUUCAUGCCAAAGCCCGUUUUCGUCCCAGAUGUGGCCCUGAUUGUGAAUAGGUUCAACCCAGACAAUUUGAUGCAUGUCUUUCAUGAUGACCUCCUUCCAAUCUUCUAUACCAUGCAGCAGUUCCCCGAUUUGGACCUGGAGUCCAGGCUUUUUUUCAUGGAAGGAUGGGGUGAAGGCCUUCACUUUGAGCUGUACCGGCUGCUGAGCAGCAAGCAACCCCUCCUGCAAGAGCAGCUGAAGACCCUUGGGCGUCUCCUUUGCUUUACCAAGUCCUAUGUGGGGCUGUCAAAGAUCACCACAUGGUAUCAGUAUGGCUUUGUCCAACCCCAGGGCCCAAAGGCUAACAUCCUGGUCUCUGGUAAUGAGAUCCGACAGUUUACCAAAUUCAUGAUGGAGAAGCUGAAUGUGAGCUUGGAAGGAAUGCCUGGUGAGGAAUAUAUUAUCGUAUUCAGUCGUACCAUAAAUAGACUCAUCUUAAAUGAGGCAGAACUCCUUUUGGCACUUGCCCAAGAAUUUCAGAUGAAAACCAUCACAGUUUCCAUUGAAGACCAUACCUUUUCAGAUAUUGUACGCUUGAUUAGCAACACGUCCAUGCUAGUCAGCAUGCAUGGAGCCCAGCUGAUAAUGUCUCUCUUCCUGCCAAGGGGAGCCACUGUUGUGGAACUCUUCCCUUAUGCCAUCAACCCUGAACAUUACACACCCUACAAAACACUAGCUACUCUUCCUGGCAUGGAUCUCCAUUAUAUUGCCUGGCAGAACAUGGAGAAGGAGAACACCGUGACAUACCCAGACAGGCCCUGGGAUCAAGGAGGAAUUGCCCACUUAGACAAGAUUGAACAAGAUCGGAUCAUAAAAAGCAGCGAAGUUCCCCGGCAUCUCUGUUGCCGUAACCCAGAAUGGCUUUUCCGUAUCUACCAGGACACAAGAAUUAACAUUGCUUCUCUUAUCCAAGUUAUCAGGCAAACAGUAAAAAUUAAGCCUGGGCCUAAGAGGCAAAAGUGGACCAGUGGUCUCUACCCGGGAAAAGUCAGAGAUGCCAAAUGCCAGGCCUCUGUCCAGGGCACCACUGAAGCAAAACUGUCUGUGUCUUGGCAGAUCCCUUGGAACCUUAAAUACCUGAAGGUCCGGGAAGUGAAAUACGAAGUUUGGAUUCAAGAACAAGGGGAAAACACAUACAUGCCUUACAUCUUGUCCCACCAGAACCAUACAUUUUCAGACAACAUCAAGCCAUUUACGAACUAUCUAGUCUGGAUCCGGUGCAUUUUCAACAAAAAUCUCCUUGGGCCCUUUGCGGACGUGCUGUUGUGCAGUACGUAACUGCUACCGAGUUCUAGACAUUCUGUUGUGUCAAGGGGCUUUACAUAAGAUGAGCCCAGUCCCAUUCUCCCAUCAUUUGUAGAAGACUGACAAGGACUUUCAGACCAUCCUAGUGCCUGAGUGUUCAUUUUAUUGCGUUUUGUGUGUCUUUUCUUCUGCGUAUUUCUGGUCAAGUUUGUAAAAAUGCUCUUGGCCCUUAAAACAAACCCACAGGCAUGAGGCUACAGAUUGGAAUGAAAAUAGAAAGAAACUGUUGUAUUUUGAUUGUUAUAUAAAUCUCACCUUUUUCUGUUCUUGUUCCUAUCCUCCUUCCCUCCUUCCUUUUCUCUCUCUUAUACAGUAGUGAAUAUUUUAAAUACAACUUUAUGCUGAAAUUUGUUUAUGUCACUGGGUGAGCAAUCAGUUUUAUAUUCUCCCAUUUUUAACUUUAUUUAUUUUUAUUUAUUGAUUGAUUCCUGAAAACAUUGACCAGAACAUUUGG
Sceloporus undulatus (fence lizard) is the source of this 2755-nucleotide messenger RNA. RefSeq names its product protein O-linked mannose N-acetylglucosaminyltransferase 2 (beta 1,4-) (gene POMGNT2). NCBI's taxonomy places the organism in Eukaryota, Metazoa, Chordata, Lepidosauria, Squamata, Phrynosomatidae. Gene Ontology annotation, biological process: protein O-linked glycosylation via mannose. Gene Ontology annotation, cellular component: endoplasmic reticulum. Gene Ontology annotation, molecular function: protein binding; protein O-acetylglucosaminyltransferase activity. The coding region runs from base 538 to 2274 and encodes 578 amino acids. The record is from RefSeq and is a predicted model, not a curated record. The transcript has 4 exons.